CGGGAAUGGUCUUAUCUGCUGAACUCACAAUGAUCAACAUUUAGGUUGUAAUGUCUAUUGUAUGGCUAUUAUCAGUUCUUUUUAUCUGUGGUCUGUUUUCUGCAAACGAUUGUUCCAGAAUAUGCUUCUCUUGCAUUGACAAGUCGGAAAACGAGACAUGUGAUAAAGUUGUCAAAUGUGAAGAAAAUGAGGUUUGUUAUGUUCAAAAAUACAAAGGAGCAGAUAACAGAACACGAUAUGAUGUCGGAUGUUCGUACCCAGAGCUAUGCCGUAAAAAUAGUUUAGGUGUCAUAUUUGGAAGACGAUCUGCAGACCAUUACCACGUUUUAUGUCAUCGAUGUUGUACCGACAACGUGUGCAAUGAUGCAUUUUCAUGUAACAACGAUUUUAAAGCUCCUUUGCUGCAGUGUCUUUCUUGUGGUGGUGUCAGCAGUGUUGAUAACUGUAACAGAACUGCCGUAUGCGGCCAUGAAGAGGUUUGUUUUAUUCAAAAGUACAGGACAAUGAAGAAUGAAACACAUGUUGAUUUGGGGUGUAAGGCUUCUACAAUGUGCAUGAACGGGUUAACCUCCGAUAACAAUGGACGACGUUCAGAAGAGGAACGUCACUUACUAUGUGAGACAUGUUGCGGGGGAACAUCUUUGUGCAAUCGUAACCUAGAUUGUAGUCAUCACCUUCAAACAUCCAUAAAUACCUCAUGCAAUUCUACAAGUAGUUGUCAGAGCAAUUUAAUUUGUCAUUUUGGAAAAUGUCAAUGUCCAAAUACAGACUAUUUUUGGUCUAUAAACACGUGUCACUUACUCAAACAAGGAAAUCAUAAUUGUUCGUCAAGUUAUGAAUGCAGACAACCACUUCGAUGUUUUGAGAACAUGUGUACAUGCCAAAAAGAAAGAUUUUGGAAUGGUUCCACUUGUCUACAAAAGAAAACAUUCCAUAACACGUGUAAAUUGUCGACAGAAUGCUUGGAAACUCUUUUUUGUAUUCAUGGCGUUUGUAAAUGUGACCGACUUGAUUAUUGGACUGGGCACAACUGUUCUGCAAGGAAAACUAUAAAAUCGACAUGUGCGAAAACUGAAGAAUGUAAAGACUCUCUGCAUUGUUUUAAUGGAAUGUGUUCCUGUUUAGGAAGUAACACUGGUUUAUGGGACGGACAGAUUUGUAGACCAAAAAGGACAAUUGGUGAACCUUGUUCGCGUAACGAUGACUGUAAAUCUAACCUUUAUUGCAAUAGCAGUAAAUGCUUUUGCGAUGUGUUCUGGGACGGUGAUAUUUGCUCAGGACCUACUGAAUGUGCAGACUUACAAUUUUUUACUGAUGAUGUCUAUGUUAUAUAUACAAACCAAACGACUCCAAAGGCUGUAUAUUGUAUUAUUGAAAGUGGAUUAAAAUGGACGGUUAUUCAGAGACGAUUAAAUUUCUCAGAGAAUUUCAAGAGAAACUGGCAAGAGUACAAAAAUGGAUUUGGUGACGUACAUGGAGAGUACUGGCUUGGGAAUGAUAUCAUUCAUAUGAUUUCACAAAACGGUAGACAUAAAAUUAGAAUCAAGCUGGAGAAGCACACUGGAGAAAAAUUCCUAGCAGAUUAUUCAACCUUCCGAGUAAGGGACGAAACCAGUAAAUAUCUGCUCAACAUAACUGGCUACACAGGAACUGCAGGUGACAGCAUGGAUAACAUUAAAGGAGGGAAAUCAAACGGAUAUCCUUUUUCAACAUAUGACGGAGGGUCAAGCUGUGCCACGGGUCAAGGUGGAGGAUGGUGGCACUCGGAUUGUGGUUGGUCAGAUCUGAAUUCUGAUGUUAACAAUAGAUUUAAAUGGUAUUUUGAUUUAGGUGAAACUAGCAUGAUUAAGAGCGUGAUGAUGAUAACUAAAUAUUGAAACUAUAUUAAUAUAGUAGAACACUAGUUGUACAGCUUCAAAGAAGAAUGUUUAAAGAAUUAUUACUUAUAUAUACCUUUAAAUAAAAU
This is a messenger RNA of Mytilus trossulus (common blue mussel), 1966 nucleotides long. RefSeq lists its product as uncharacterized. The transcript is spliced from 17 exons. Lineage: Eukaryota; Metazoa; Mollusca; Bivalvia; Mytilida; Mytilidae. The record is from RefSeq and is a predicted model, not a curated record. Bases 51 to 1877 code for a protein of 608 amino acids.